AAAUGAACAAAAUUAGCAUUUAUCACUUCGUUUGUCUUUAAUUUACCCCACAACGGUCAAACGAUAUCCUAGUACCGUGUAAUACUAAAGAGAUCUUAUUGUAAGAAUUUUUUACCGAAAAGGAAUGGAUAGAUAGUUGUUUUUCAUUGUUGAAAGGCUUUGUGAAGAUGAGUACUCUUCGAGCCUUGUACCUGCUCAAGACUUACAAACCAAACAUUGCUGUUCURAGGAAAGGUUAUGUCUUUCUUAGAGGAGAGAAAGUUCGUUCUAUGUCUUCCACAAGAACUGCAUUAUUCUGGCUGGGAGAUGCGCUCUUCUGUAGGGCAUGUUUCAAGAACCAGUUUUAUCAUACUCUCUUGAGACCAAAGAAAUUUAGACCACAAGUAUUUGUGCUUGGCAAGCCAUUCACAUCUAAAAGUGAUGGCAACAAUGACAAGAUUGAGACAAAUGCGAAAAAGCAUCCAUCUUCUGCAAAGGUUGAAAGUGGGCAAGUCAGGAAUAAUGAAGUGUCAGGUGGUAUUAUCAAGAAACUCAUCAAAAAAGAUGUCACAGAGAUUGAUUUUAACAAGAAAUAUUAUGAAAACACCUUCAUCUCUGAUACACGAGCCAUGAGUGAUUAUCUCCUGAAGCCCAGUGAUCUUGAAGGACUGAAGACAAGAUCUGUGAGAAGUGCAUAUACUGCAACUCAAAAUCCAACUGAUCGGUACUUCCUGAAAUCAGAUGUGGAAAARAGGGCUCAUGAGGUAUGGGGCAGUCCCGAAGCCCUUGCAAAGGAAAUAUGGCUCAGGAAAAAAGCACUGGAAGAAGAUGAAAAAUUUCGGAAAGGUUUGGCUUCAUUAAUUGGUCAUUUAAAGAAAUCAGUCAAGGAUCAUUCACGMCGCAGCCAUGAAACUAUGCUUCUUGGUGGCCCAAAUGAGAGAGAACUUAAAUUAAGAGGCUCUGCAAGAGUAGUAGGAUAUGCCAUGUUAAGUAAUUUAUCAGUCAUGUUGUUCAAGUUUGGUGCGUACUUCUACACAGGAUCAGCAACAAUGCUGUCAGAAUCCAUACAUUCAUUAGCUGACUUACUAAACCAGUGUUUAUUAGCAAUAGGUAUUAGACAAUCCAUCAAGAAACCUUCCACAGAUCAUCCAUAUGGCUGGUCAACAGCAAGAUAUGUCUACUCUCUCAUCAGUGGAGUAGGGAUCUUCUUCCUUGGUGCAGGUGUUUCUGUGUAUCAUGGUGUGUGUUCUCUCAUAGUCCCCACCACUCUAGAGAAUCUGUUAGUGGCGUAUACAAUUCUUGGUGGAUCAUUCAUCAUGGAAGGAGCAUCUUUAAUUGUUGCACUCAACCAAUUAAAGAUCAGUGCUAGAGAAAGUGGGGUAUCAUUAAGAGAAUAUUUGAUACGUGGUAGAGACCCUACAUCCAUCGCGGUACUGAUGGAAGAUGGUGCGGCCGUUACUGGUGUUACUUUAGCUGCUUUGUGUCUUGGUUUAGCGUCCUACACGGGAAGCCCAGUAUACGAUGCCAUUGGAUCUCUCAUGAUUGGAGGUCUUUUAGGUACUGUAGCAUUUUUUCUAAUCAGUAGGAAUGCCGACUUUCUAAUAGGAAGAUCCAUGCCUCCAGCACGGUUAAAACAGAUUAUUGAAGUAUUGGAAAGUGAUAUUAUUGUACGCUCCAUCCAUGACGUUAAGGCUACAGAAAUGGGUGCCGAUACUGUUCGAUUUAAGGCUGAGGUGAACUUCGAUGGUCGUGAGAUUACUCGCUGUCAUAUAAGCAGAGUGGACAUGGAGCAGAUGUUAGCGGAAGUCCAUAAGCUUACGACAGUGCAAGAGUUGGAGCAGUUUAUGCUGGAGUAUGGAGAACAAGUUAUUGAUGUGCUGGGACAGCAAGUGGAUCGUAUUGAGAAGAACAUUAAGAAAAAGAAUCCAGAAGUUCGUCAUGUUGAUUUGGAAAUCCUAUGAAGAAUCAUGGACGAUUGAACGAUUGCACCUGGUGUUCUCUGCUAUAACCUACCAUUGAACAUCCAUCAAUAUUCUAAUUUAUCAUAAGUAAAAUGUGUAAUCGGCAAUAUCGCUUCAAAUCCUUGGUAUUAUUUUGUAUUGUAAAUGUCGUAUUACUGGUAAAUGAAUUGGGAAAGUGAAAUAAAAAAUUGAAAACAUAA
Messenger RNA from Actinia tenebrosa (Australian red waratah sea anemone), 2140 nucleotides. RefSeq names its product proton-coupled zinc antiporter SLC30A9, mitochondrial. Gene Ontology annotation, molecular function: monoatomic cation transmembrane transporter activity. Gene Ontology annotation, cellular component: membrane; endoplasmic reticulum. NCBI's taxonomy places the organism in Eukaryota, Metazoa, Cnidaria, Anthozoa, Actiniaria, Actiniidae. Gene Ontology annotation, biological process: zinc ion transport; intracellular zinc ion homeostasis; transmembrane transport. The record is from RefSeq and is a predicted model, not a curated record.